AUGAUCUCCACCCGCCUUGCGCGCAUGGGUGCGCUGCUUCUCGGGACCCGGGGUCUGGCCACCGUUGCUGAUUCCCCUCUGGACAAGAAGGUCGAGAUGACCAACCACGAGAAGGGUAACUACAUCAACUACAAGUAUGCCAAUUCCUUGCGCAAACCUGAUGGGACCAUUUGCACGAUCAUGGGAAAACCCGGAUUGGAUGGCCCGAGGGUCAAAUCAAAUCGGCCGAAGAUGUCCGAGAACCUGGACAUUGUCCGUCGCCGUCUGAGCCGCCCUCUCACCUACGCCGAGAAGGUUCUCUACUCUCACCUUGACGAUCCUCAUGGUCAGGACAUCGAGCGUGGUGUUUCUUACCUGAAGCUCCGCCCCGACCGUGUCGCUUGCCAGGAUGCUACUGCUCAGAUGGCUAUCCUGCAGUUCAUGUCCGCUGGCAUGCCUUCCGUCGCUACCCCCACCACCGUGCACUGCGACCACUUGAUUGAGGCUCAGGUUGGUGGUGAGAAGGAUCUUGCUCGUGCCAACGAGAUCAACAAGGAGGUCUACGACUUCCUGGCCACCGCCACCGCCAAGUACAACAUUGGUUUCUGGAAGCCCGGUUCCGGUAUCAUUCACCAGAUCGUCCUGGAGAACUAUGCGUUCCCUGGUGGUCUGAUGAUCGGUACUGACUCUCACACUCCUAACGCUGGUGGUCUCGCUAUGGCUGCCAUUGGUGUUGGUGGUGCUGAUGCCGUCGAUGUCAUGGCUGGUCUCCCUUGGGAGUUGAAGGCCCCCAAGGUCAUUGGUGUCAAGCUGACUGGUGAGAUGUCCGGAUGGACCACUCCUAAGGAUAUCAUCCUGAAGGUCGCUGGUCUCCUGACUGUCAAGGGUGGUACUGGUGCCAUCAUUGAGUACCACGGUCCUGGUGUCAACUCCCUGUCUUGCACUGGUAUGGGUACCAUCUGUAACAUGGGUGCUGAAAUCGGUGCUACCACCUCCAUGUUCCCCUUCAACGACCGCAUGUACGACUACCUGAAGGCCACCAAGCGUCAGCACAUUGGUGAGUUCGCCCGCUCCUACGCCAAGGAGCUCCGCGAGGAUGAGGGUGCCGAUUCAAGGAGGCUGUUGAUGCCAACGGUUGGGCCCGAGGAGCUCAAGGUCGGUCUGAUCGGCUCUUGCACCAACUCCUCUUACGAGGAUAUGUCCCGUGCGGCCUCCAUCGCCCGUGACGCCCUCAACCAUGGCGUGAAGUCCAAGUCUCUCUUCACCGUCACCCCCGGUUCUGAGCAGAUCCGCGCCACCAUUGAGCGUGACGGUCAGCUCCAGACCCUCGAAGAGUUCGGUGGUGUCAUCCUUGCCAACGCCUGCGGUCCUUGCAUCGGUCAGUGGGAUCGUAAGGACGUGAAGAAGGGUGAGCCCAACUCCAUCAUCUCUUCUUACAACCGUAACUUCACCGGUCGUAAUGAUGCCAACCCUGCCACCCACGCUUUCGUCGCCUCCCCUGACCUCGUCGUUGCCAUGUGCGUUGCUGGCACCCUCAAGUUCAACCCUCUCACCGAUACUGUGAAGGACAAGGAUGGCAAGGAGUUCAAGCUUGCUCCUCCCUCUGGUGAUGGUCUCCCCAGCAAGGGCUACGACGCCGGCCGCAACACCUACCAGGCUCCUCCCCAGGAUCGUGCGUCCAUCAACGUCGCUGUCUCCCCCACUAGCGACCGUCUCCAGCUCCUCGCUGGCUUUGAGGCCUGGGAUGGCAAGGAUGCCACCGGCAUUCCCAUCCUGAUCAAGUGCCAGGGCAAGACCACCACUGACCAUAUCUCCAUGGCUGGCCCAUGGUUGAAGUACCGUGGCCACUUGGACAACAUCUCCAACAACAUGCUCAUCGGUGCUGUUAACGCUGAGAACGGCGAGGCCAACAAGGUCAAGAACAAGUUCACCGGCGAAUACGGUGCCGUCCCCGCUACCGCUCGUGACUACAAGGCCCGUGGUGUGAAGUGGGUUGUCAUUGGUGACUGGAACUACGGUGAGGGCUCUUCUCGUGAGCACGCUGCUCUUGAGCCCCGUCACCUUGGUGGUCUGGCCAUCAUCACCCGUUCUUUCGCCCGUAUCCACGAGACCAACCUGAAGAAGCAGGGUAUGCUUCCUCUGACCUUCGCUGAUCCCGCCGACUACGACAAGAUCCAGCCCGAGGACACCGUCGACCUCCUCUGCACCGAGCUUGAGGUCGGCAAGCCCAUGACCCUCCGUGUCCACCCCAAGAACGGCUCUACCUUCGACGUCAAGCUCAACCACACCUUCAACGAGUCCCAGAUCGAGUGGUUCAAGGAUGGAUCCGCCCUUAACACCAUGGCCCGCAAGGCUGCUAGCAACUAA
Molecule: messenger RNA, 2346 nt
Organism: Aspergillus terreus NIH2624
Lineage: Eukaryota; Fungi; Ascomycota; Eurotiomycetes; Eurotiales; Aspergillaceae
Gene: acoA
Product: aconitate hydratase ACO1
Exons: 6
Coding region: 1-2346 (781 amino acids)
Biological process (GO): tricarboxylic acid cycle
Cellular component (GO): cytosol; mitochondrion
Molecular function (GO): aconitate hydratase activity; 4 iron, 4 sulfur cluster binding
Source: RefSeq, a predicted model, not a curated record